Molecule: messenger RNA, 1398 nt
Organism: Anguilla anguilla (European eel)
Lineage: Eukaryota; Metazoa; Chordata; Actinopteri; Anguilliformes; Anguillidae
Product: trypsin-like
Exons: 6
Coding region: 294-1049 (251 amino acids)
Biological process (GO): proteolysis
Molecular function (GO): serine-type endopeptidase activity
Source: RefSeq, a predicted model, not a curated record
CGGAGGGGCCAGCCGCUGGGAUGUAUGAUAUCUGUGAGGGAGCUGGCGGAAAGGCACGGCGCUGUGGUAUUUAUCCUCGAGACGGAUGAAACAAGCAACCUUUUCGAAAAGGUUAACUGGUGCUAAGGUUGUAAAUAUUACAAUGUGCAGAUGCCAAGGCCAGUGUUAACCUGUCGGGACUAAAAGAAUCUGCGAAAGGACAGUCAAGUCUUUCAGCACUCCCACAGCUUGCAGAGAUCCAUAUAGGCUAAUUAAUCACUUGGGCUGCAGGAAGCGUACGCAAAGGAGGAAAGAUGGGUCAGAUCCUCCAGUCUACGUUUUUACUUGUAGUUGCUCUUACCACAAUCAGAGGAACGCUUGAGCAGAGAAUUAUCGGAGGCCAGGAAGUCGUCCCGUACUCCAUUAAGUACCAGGCAUCGAUCCAGUACAAUAAGCAGCACUACUGCGGGGCCACGCUUAUUCGUCCCCAGUGGGUAGUAUCUGCUGCACAUUGUUAUAAACCUCCUUCUCUGAUCCAAGUUGUCUUGAGUGAGCACAAUCUACUAGAACAGGAAGGAUUCGAGCAAGAAAUCAACGUAUCCAGGAUCUUUUAUUACAACUACAACUAUAGAACGUUCAACAAUGACAUCAUGUUGCUCCAGCUGGAAAGGCCCGCCCAGCUCAAUGCCAACGUCCAGCCUGUCCCCAUUGCUGACCCGAAUGCCCCGCCGCUCGAAGGAGGGGUCACCUGCACCGUGAGCGGCUGGGGGGUGACCCGCGUCUACAGCUACACCCUCUCCCCCGUGCUGCGUGCUGUCGACGUCAACAUUAUCCCUGAUUGCCAGUACUACUAUUACUGGAGGGUCAACAACAACAUGCUGUGCGCCGGCUCCCAAUUCGGGGGAAAAGACUCCUGUCAGGGAGACUCAGGUGGGCCCCUUGUAUGCAAUGGCCUUUUUGAAGGCAUAGUCUCCUGGGGGAUCAGCUGUGCCAACCCCUACUACCCUGGGGUGUACACAAAAGUGAGGAACUACACCCCCUGGAUCAACUGGAUCAUCGCCACCAACUGAGCCCCAGCUUAUCCAUGUGAGACUGGCUAGCUUGGAGAGGGAUGACACCUGAACAACCACUUCUGCUGGUUGUGCUUUAUGUAAAGACACCAUUAAAUGAGAGCGUAUACUGACCACCACAGCAUAGCUUGGACAUUAGCCUUAUAGGGGUGAAUACUCCAAAGAUGGCAUGGAAAACAGCAUUGCCACCCCUAAUGUGCGUUAUGGAAUGAGUAGCUUUUUUUUUGUUUGUUUGUUUUUCAACCUGACAAUUGAAAUAAUGGACCCAGCAAUACCAUCACUGUCUGACAGUUUGUAAUAGUACUGCAAAUCUUUAAAAAGGGCUAAAUAAAAAAGGACUGAGAUGAAA